AUGGUAACAGUCAGAGUGGUCAUUUUAUUAGCAGCUGAAAAUGGUUGGAACAUCUAUCAAAUCAAUGUGUUCAAUGCUUUUCUUCAAGGUGACUUGAAUGAGGAUGUAUACAUGGAAUUACCCUUGGGAUUUGAUCAUCAAAGUGAGCAGGGGACAGUAUGCAAGUUGACUAAGUCUCUUUAUGGACUUAAGCAAGCAAAUAAAUUCAAGAUUAAAGAUUUAGGUGGCUUGAGAUAUUUUUUAGGCAUUGAGUUUGCAAGGAGUGAGGCUGAAAUUCUUAUGCACCAGAGAAAAUAUUGUCUAGAGUUGGUAGCAGAUAUGGGGUUGUUCAACUCAAAGCCUGUUAGAGCUCCUAUAGCAUUAAAUCAGAAGCUUACUAUAUCAGAAUUCGAUUCAUAUUUUCCACCUGUUGGCAACACUGACAAGUUUUUAAAAGAUCCUACAAGAUAUCAAAAGCUUGUAGGCAGACUACUUUACUUGACUCUAACCAGGACAGAUAUUGCAUUUGUAGUUCAACUUUUGAGUCAAUUCAUGCAUAAACCUAAAAUAUCUCAUAUGGAAGCAACAAUGAGAAUGGUUAAGUAUGUCAAGCAUUCACCAGGAUUAGGAAUUCUUAUGACUUCUAAAGGUGCAAAGCAAUUGAGAGCAUUUUGUGAUGCAGAUGGGGCAUCAUGUCCAAACACCAGGCAAUCAAUCACUGGAUACUUUGUGUUUUAUGGAGAUUCUUUAGUUUUUUGGAAAUUAAAAAAGCAAAAUAAUAUCUCAAAAAGUUCAACAGAGGCUGAGUACAGGAGUUUGGCAUUUACUGUGGCUGAGAUUAUUCAGCUUGGAUUAGUUCAACCAACAUAUCUACAUACAUCAGAGCAACCUGCAGAUUUACUGACCAAGGGUCUUAAAAUAGUUCAACAUACUUAUCUACUUACCAAGCUAGGCAUGAAGAAUGUGUUUCAUACACCUAGAUUGAGGGAGGAUGUUAAGCGGUUAGUAAAAUGUACAGUUGUCCAUUGAUAGCUAAGCUGUAUAUAGCAGCUAGUUAGAAAUUGUUAGUUAGUUUGUUAAUCUAACUUAGUGACUAAGAUAUGUGUGAUAGCAAUGAGCUAAGAGAGUCUACAAAUAGG
Messenger RNA from Capsicum annuum, 1118 nucleotides. RefSeq lists its product as uncharacterized. The record is from RefSeq and is a predicted model, not a curated record. The coding region runs from base 1 to 1008 and encodes 335 amino acids. The transcript has 3 exons. NCBI's taxonomy places the organism in Eukaryota, Viridiplantae, Streptophyta, Magnoliopsida, Solanales, Solanaceae.